Megalopta genalis is the source of this 2665-nucleotide messenger RNA. RefSeq lists its product as uncharacterized. NCBI's taxonomy places the organism in Eukaryota, Metazoa, Arthropoda, Insecta, Hymenoptera, Halictidae. The record is from RefSeq and is a predicted model, not a curated record.
AUCGCCAUCGUUUUCCUUGACGCUUGACGCUAACGCCUUGACACAACAGCACAACACGGAACGGCCUAAUGUAUGUUCAAAGCUGGUGUCAUUCGCUGUAAAUGGUGGAUAAUUGUCAAUAAUUGUGUUGUUUCGAAAUUACGGUAUUGACGUUUUCAAGAUUUUGAAAAAAUAUCGCAGUUAUGGGGCUAUUAAGUUCGCGGAAAAAUACGACUCAUCGUAAGAAUCGAUAGGAAGAAGAGCGCAAAGAUUGUAAAGAAUCAUCGAUGAUGGCUGGACAACUGUAGCAUUUUAGGAGGCGGUUGAUAGAACAACGUGCAGGUUGAUUUCCUAGGAAAAGAGUCAUUCUGCAAAAUUAAGUUUGAGAAAACUUUUUUUUAGCGGUAAUUUUUUUAACAUUAUUAAAAUUUUAUGCGUCAAAGUUGAAGUUAACAAAAAGAAAAAGAAGGAAAAUAAACAGAAACGAAGGGAAGUUGGUACUUCCGACGAAAAUUAUUUUGCAAAAACUAAAAUCUUAGUAGAUACACAAUGGAUUCAACGAGACCGGAGGACAGAUCGCUCGGCAGUGGAUUAUCUUUACCACAAUGGAUGAAAGGAAGAAUCGAUAAUAGAUUCGAUUUCGAUGAUAGUACAUUCAGCCCACCAUCCCAUGACGACAAUUUCUUUUAUAUACGAUAUCCAAAAUCAGAGAACGAAUUGUCGGUUACGCAAGAAUUUCGACCGAUCGAUAAGGUUUUCAGUGAACAGAACAUCAGCUCCUCGGCAAGUAAUACGAAAGCAGAGCAACAACUUGUUCCAGGGAGUAAACGCAGUAACCAGGAGAUCGACUUUAGCAAGCAUCCGUUACCGUGUCAACCGUUUGUACCGAAUUCGACAACUAACAAAGGGAACGAGAUCAAACAAACUUCAAAGGCAUUGCCGAUCGGAAAGGCGAUAGCAAAGUCGCAAGGUAUAGACGAUGGGUUUCACGGCGAACCAGCACUUUGUGGAAAAUCGAUCGUUCUCGUAGCCAAUCAGAUAAUGUCCAACAAAUUCAAUAAAACGUUUGCGGCUGAACAAGCCGAGAAUCAGCCAAAAAAAGGUAGCAAAUCGUUGCCAGCCACUCCAUUGGCUUCGCCAGCUGGAAGUCCCGACAGUUCACCGAAACCACGACGACGCACGCCUUCGAAUCGAUACUUUACAGGCCCUUUUUUCCCCGAUCGAGAAAAAUAUCAAGGAGGUUGGAUCUUGGCAAGUAUAUUGGGGCAGUCCAGGGAAAUCGUUACCGCCAAGAUCGACGAAGAAGACGAAUCCAGUAUCGACGCAUCGUGCUCGUCGCCCCAACCGCCCCCACCCAGAUUUCUAAGUCGAAAGAAAUCUAUAUCCUCCCAAAAUCUUACGUAUGUAGGAACCGACGAAAAAUCAACUGCUGACAAAUCGAUCGUCUACUCGAACGUAUUCCAAGCGAAGCCAUCCGAAUUAAGAGAAAUGAAUUUUUGGUCUCCCACGUCCAUGUAGACGAAUACACAUUUUUUCUCACGCUUUCUUUCCCUUUGCAAUAACAACAAGCGUUCCCGUUUACUCGUUGGUACUCGAUAAGGCUUCGCCGAUCAUUAGAUGCAGCGAAUCCACGUCUUCGUUUCUUCUUUCUCUUCUUUUCCCUCUUGUUUUAGGAUUGUGUGCAUGUUUGUGAUUCCUAUUGCGAGACACGCUUCCGUUCGCAUCUAUCGUAGUUAAUAUUUAGCAAUAAUGUAUUCUCGAUCUAACGUGCCUUUAGUUGUUGCGUUGUUACUUGUUGGACAAUUUCGAUUGUGCGCAAACAUUGUACAACACGUAUAAUGCUAUAGACGAACGCCAAUGAAUUGCCACACGAAGAAAAAACCUUUUCAAAUUUUCCAACGAGGGAGGCGGUCUCUUUCGUUUUUUUUAUUAGAAAAACGCAUCGAUUACUCGCCUCUUCCCGUUCCUUAGUCGAUUGUUUUAUUUAAAUAUCGAAUGUUAAAUGAUACGAUAAGAAAAAGAUGUAUAUCGCUUAGGUCCACAUGGUAUUUAUUAUUAUUAUUAUUAUUAUUAUUAUUAUUAUUACUACUACUAUUAUUAUUAUUAUUAUUAUUAUUAUUAUUAUUAUUAUUACUACUACUAUUAUCAUUGUCCAUGGCACGAGUUGUUAUAGAACCCAUAAAACAGAUUAACAUUUGGGGAAUUCAUGUAGUAGCAUAUCUCUUCCAUGUUUUACCGAUCAAGUAUCUCGCAUACGCGUUUCGUUAUCGUACGGUGGCAAAGUCGCGUUUUUCGUGUUAUUCAGAGCGUAGAUAGUUUACGGUAGAUAGUCUACACCGAAGUAUACAGCAUCGAUGAGAGAGAGAGAGAGAGAGAGGGAGAUCGAUCGGUUACGGUAACGAAACAUAAACAAAAAUACAAAUAUGUAUCGUACAGAUCGGAUAUGGAAGUUGCAUGCUACGACCGAAUCCACGAAUAUAAGUUACCGCGUUGGGCGAUAUAUCGAGACAUCGGGUUGUCACGGUGGAAAGGACGAAUCUUACACAUUAUUAUAAUAUACCACUUUGUCAAACUGUUAACAACAAAAGCACCUGCGGCUACGAAUUAUACAGAAACUAACGAUUUGUAAACUGUAUCGAAUUCCCUGAACAAGUAAUAAAAUCAAAAGAGUAUCGCAUGCCAGUAA